Molecule: messenger RNA, 3111 nt
Organism: Lactuca sativa (garden lettuce)
Lineage: Eukaryota; Viridiplantae; Streptophyta; Magnoliopsida; Asterales; Asteraceae
Source: RefSeq, a predicted model, not a curated record
AUGGUGCGCCAAAGCUCGUAUCAGGAAGGAACAAAAAACAAGGAAAGUAACACAAAAAGAGUGACGCCGGAACCUUUUGAAGAUUUAUGGACUGCAUGUAAGAUGAAUAUUGAUGGAUUUCCUGGAGAAGAUGAAGCUGUGGUCUUAAUCGAUUUGAAGGUUGUCAUGAAUGUGCAGGUCCAAUGCUUGGGAUCGAUUUGCAUUCAUCCGGUGGAUAUGAAGAUGUGGAGGAGAGCCACAUAUACUUGUUUGGGGCUUGGAAAUGUUAGUGUCAUCUGCUCUGAGCACGAGCGACUUGCUCUUCUCAACUUCAAACACAGUAUCCAAGAUCCUUUUGAAAUGUUGUCAUCAUGGGUUGGAAAUGAGUGUUGCAUGUGGGAAGGAAUCCAGUGUGAUGCUGUCACUGGAAAUGUUCAACGCCUUAAACUUAAUGCAGAUUCCUACUACGACUUCUUUACUCGUAAUAAGGUGAGCUCUUCUUUGGCAGAGUUGAGGCAUCUCAAAUACCUCGACUUGAGUGGGAAUGGUUUUUUUCUAGGAAGUCAGAUCCCUGAGUUCAUUGGAUCCUUUAAACAGCUGACCUACCUCAAUCUAUUUGAUGCUGGUUUUGAAGGUAUUAUUCCUCCUCAAAUUGGAAAUCUUUCUAAUUUAAAGGUUCUUAAUCUCGGUUCAAACUUUUUAAAGGCGGAUGAAAUUGCAUGGAUUUCUCGCCUUCCGUCACUCGAGCUUCUCGACUUGAGUUCAGUGGAUCUUAGUGGAGCACAAAACUGGGAUCAAACUUUGCUUCACAUGACUCCCUUGUUGAAAGAGUUAAGUUUGUCGAAUUGUCUACUUUCCAAUGUUGAACUUGGUGCUUUUCUUAAUUUGAGUAGAAUACUUCCCAACAUCAAACACCUCGAUCUUGGCUUCAAUUCUUUCGAAGGUCCACUCCCCACCUUUUUUCAAAACAUGACCUCCCUCACAUUCCUCGAUCUUUCCGUCUUUAAUCUUAGUUUGGCAUGGAACUUUCCAGACCUACUAAGCAUGAUCCCUUCUCUAUCAGAGCUGCAUUUGUUUGAUUGUGGGCUUGAUAGGACACAUCUAUCUUCCCCUCGUCUUAAUUUCAGUACACUUUCUAACAUCCAACACCUCGAUCUUAGCUUUAAUCCACUUGGAGGCAUAUUUCUGUCCUUUUUGACUAACAUGAGCUCCCUAAGAGUCCUUGACCUUUCGGAUACCAUGUUGAAUUCAUCCCUUCCUAUUAUGCCUAAACUUCUAGAGCUUCAUCUUUCUUAUAACAUGUUUAAGCAGAUUGAGCAUGUUGGAAUCUGGAGACAGUGCCACCUGCAACAGUUGAGAAAUGCUCCCAAUUCUUUGGCGAAUUUAAGAGUUCUUGAUCUAUCGUACAACAGACUGGUUGGUUCAAUCCCUGAAUCUCUGAGUAGAUUAAGAUUUUUAGAAGUGCUAGAUCUAUCUCAAAAUCACUUGACUGGUCCUGUUCCAGAGUUCCCUGGUAACCUUACGAAACUUGACCUUUCUUCUAACCAAUUGACUGGUUCAAUUCCAAAGUCCCUUGGAAAAUUAGUAGCUUUAACAGAUUUGAAUCUAAGUUCUAAUUUGUUAAAUGGGUCUAUUCCACUUUCAAUAGGGAAAUUUGCCAAACUCCGUUCUCUUGUUCUCUCCAACAAUUCUUUAGAAGGAGUAGUUACCGAAGCCUAUUUUGCCAACCUUUCCAUGUUGAAGGACUUGGAUGCUUCUUCUAACACUAAGUUGACAUUCAAUGUUUCACGUGGGUGGAUACCUCCAUUCCAAUUAAAAUCUCUUAAUCUCAGUUCUUGCAAUAUCAGUAAUGGAUUCCCACAGUGGCUUCGAAAACAACGGAAGCUUCAAAUCUUAGUGUUGUCAAAUGCUACACUUUCAGGACCUCUGCCCACAUGGUUGCGGAAGAUGCCCAUCAUUCCUGUCUUAGAUCUCUCUCACAACAAAUUCAGUGGACCUCUGACAAACCUUCCCAAUGGUGGAAAUGAUAAAGUGUAUACAUAUUCUCCUGAGCCCGCAUUACUUCUGGAAUAUAACCUUUUCAAUGGGUCGAUUCCAAGGUCAUUGUGCAGAAGAACAUAUUUAGUAGGACUUGAUCUUUCCAAAAAUAUGUUAAGUGGGAAAAUUCCCAACUGUUUGGGGAAUCUGAAGGAUUUGACUAACAUGAUAUUAAGCUCAAAUCGGCUCUCCGGUGUUAUUCCAAGUUCAAUAUCUCUUAAUUCAUCAUUAUUUUGGUUAAGUUUGAAUGACAAUAACUUUAUUGGUGAACUUCCACGAGAAUUGGCGAAUCUACAACGUUUGCAAGUCUUAGAUGUGGGUGAUAAUAAGUUCUCUGGAAAUAUACCAAAAUGGAUUGGAGAAAAACUUAUAGAUUUGGUAGUUUUGAGGUUACACAAAAACAACUUCACCGGUAGAAUUCCUCGAUCUCUGUGCAAAAUUUCAAGUCUUCAAAUUUUGGAUCUUGCAUACAACAACUUAACAGGGACCAUCCCCCGUUGUGUAGGAAAGUUAAAUGGCAUGGUUGAGAGUUACUCAAUACCUUUGUAUCAUUCCGCUUCCGAUUAUGAUAAGAAUGUGAUUCAGGGCAUGAAAGGUGUUGAUCUUGAAUAUACAACAAUUUGGGGUAUGUGGGGAGAUUCCACACAACAUUGGAAAGAUGACAGAGUUAUUUUCUCUUCAAGCAUGGCAGCUUUGCACUUUUUGAGCCAUUUGAAUUUGUCAUACAACAACUUGUCGGGUCAAAUUCCAACAGGAAAUCAACUGCAAACGCUUAAUGAUCCUUCAAUAUAUGCUGGGAACAAACAUCUAUGUGGGCCUCCAUUGCCAAACACUUGCUCAAAUCAUCAAGAUCCAACAACAACAAGAAGCAAGAAGAAACACAAAGCAACUGAUGAGUGGAUGAAGGUAUGGUUGUUUUAUGGGGACAUAAUGAGUGGUUUUGUAACAGGGUUUUGGGGUGUUAUUGGAGUUGUGUUGUUCAAGAAGCAGUGGAGACAGAAGCUUUUCAUGUUUGCUGAGGUAAUGGUAGACAAGAUAUAUGUUGCAGUCAUGCUAAGAGUUUCCAAAAUCAAGAGAGGAAGAGAAGCUGCAUAG